CACAUUAUUCCUCCAAAGGAUAGAAAUCUUUUUGGAUUAAUUUACGCGCUUGUUGAUAAUGUGCAUCGUCAGAAAUCUGAAUUCCGUUUCAGACACAAGAUUUUAACUCUUUCUCAUUUUUAUCAUAUAACUAAUAAUAUUCUCCACGUGAUAGACUUGUAGUCGUACAAAAUAAGAAUAUAGCGUAUCUAAAAGAUGCAGCCCGAUGCACUUACGUGGUGCAUACCGCGAACGCGUGCUCGAACGUGGGGUGGGGAUGUAUAAAGAAGGGUAGGCCUGCGUUCUUCUCUUGCCCUUUCGUCCAGUGGAUGACGCACCUCUUCGUCGUCGUGCACGCCGUCGUCGUGCCCGCGUACAUCCACACAUCCGGUGCUCGGUUGUCGCUUACACGUGACACUAUUUUCGUGGACCACGUAUAUCUACGUGCAUCGUCGUCAUUGACAUCAUACACACGUUGUCCUGGCCUGCACUGCCAACUGCAUCUGGCAGUACGCUCGUAUCUCUGCUCAGUGCUAAGUGUCACCCCCGCGGAUGAACCCCAUUCGUCAGCAGUGAGAAGGAAAGUCUCGGCGAGUGAGGACUUUUACAGAAUGCCCUUGGUGACGGUGUGCCGGAAAUAGUUGGCAUGAUACUGUCAUUGUUCGUUCGACCCUGAGAAGCAACAAAUAGUACGUUCCGGAAACUUGGCACGGUAUAACGGACCGUUGCUCCCACAGUAAUAUUUUAUAUUAUAUUAAGAAUUAACGAAACAGACUUCGAUAUAUAAAAUAGAAUUUUAUAAGGCGACAUCCGCAAUGGAAACCCGAUUGAUCUUGUU
This is a messenger RNA of Temnothorax curvispinosus, 817 nucleotides long. RefSeq lists its product as uncharacterized. The record is from RefSeq and is a predicted model, not a curated record. The transcript is spliced from 2 exons. Bases 309 to 620 code for a protein of 103 amino acids. NCBI's taxonomy places the organism in Eukaryota, Metazoa, Arthropoda, Insecta, Hymenoptera, Formicidae.